AUGGAGAUCCGACCAGACAGGUUUAAGGCGGUCGCGGGCAAAACUUUGGGGAAAAUUCACAGGCUGAUUGAGAAACGGCAGCCAAAUGGAGAAACUAUUGAGCUGUCGGCGGAGGGUCGUCCUGAGCUGGUGGAGGAGAAGGAGCUGCCUGUGGUGGACUGCACCUGCUUCGGCCUGCCCCGGCGGUACAUCAUCGCCAUCCUGUCUGGCCUGGGCUUCUGCAUCUCCUUUGGCAUCAGGUGCAACCUGGGUGUGGCCAUUGUAAGCAUGGUCAAUGAUCAUACUGUCUACAAAGGCAACAAGGAAGUACUUGUGGCUGCACAGUUCACCUGGGAUCCAGAGACAGUGGGGAUGAUUCACGGCUCUUUCUUCUGGGGCUACAUCGUCACACAAAUCCCGGGUGGCUUUAUAUGUCAAAAAUUUGCAGCAAACAGAGUGUUUGGCUUUGCCAUCGUGGCCACAUCCACGCUCAACAUGCUGAUUCCAUCUGCCGCUCGCUGCCAUUACAGCUGCGUCAUACUUGUCAGGAUAUGCCAGGGCCUUGUAGAGGGCGUAUCAUACCCAGCCUGCCAUGGGAUCUGGGCCAAGUGGGCGCCUCCUCUUGAGCGAAGUCGAUUAGCCACAACAGCUUUUUGUGGAUCCUAUGCUGGGGCUGUGGUGGCCAUGCCUUUAGCUGGGAUACUGGUGCAAUACACUGGGUGGCCUUCUGUAUUUUAUGUCUAUGGCAGCUUUGGGAUAUUCUGGUAUUUGUUUUGGAUUCUGGUGUCAUACGAGAGUCCUGCAGCCCAUCCCACCAUCUCACCAGAAGAGAGGAAAUACAUUGAAGAUGCGAUCGGAGAGUCUGCAUCAUUUCUCAAUCCCCUUCAAAAAUUUAAAACCCCGUGGAGACACUUCUUCACCUCCAUGCCAGUCUAUGCCAUUAUUGUGGCCAACUUCUGCAGGAGCUGGACCUUCUACCUGCUGCUCAUCAGCCAGCCAGCCUACUUUGAAGAAGUCUUUGGCUUUGAGAUCAGCAAGGUGGGCAUAGUGUCAGCUUUGCCCCAUCUGGUGAUGACAAUCAUCGUGCCUAUUGGGGGCCAGUUGGCUGACUACCUGAGAACCCACAACCUGAUGUCCACCACCAACGUCAGGAAGCUCAUGAACUGUGGAGGUUUUGGGAUGGAAGCCACCCUUCUGCUGGUGGUGGGCUACUCUCACACAAAGGGUAUUGCCAUCUCCUUCUUGGUCCUGGCGGUGGGAUUCAGUGGAUUUGCUAUCUCAGGGUUUAAUGUCAAUCACUUGGAUAUCGCGCCUCGAUAUGCCAGCAUACUGAUGGGCAUUUCAAACGGAGUGGGAACGUUAUCUGGAAUGGUGUGUCCUCUCAUAGUUGGUGCCAUGACCAAACACAAGACGCGUGAGGAGUGGCAGUACGUCUUCCUUAUAGCCUCACUUGUUCAUUAUGGAGGAGUGGUUUUCUAUGGAAUCUUUGCAUCAGGAGAAAAGCAGCCUUGGGCAGACAUAGAGGACACAAGUGAGGAGAAGUGCGGUAUAAUUGAUGAGGAUGAACUGGCCAAUGAAACAGAAGAGAUGUACCGCGGAGGGGGGCAGUACGGAGCCAUAAGCCAAUCAGGGGCUGGUUUCAACGGCGGAGGAGGAGGAGGAGGAGCAGGGGCAGGAUGGGUGACAGACUGGGACAAGUCUGAGGAGUAUGUGCAGCCGCCCGGAUAUAACUCCUACAUGUACGGGGGAGAAGUGGAGAAGGAGCUCACAUAGAAGACUGAUGUGACACAAGUUUAAAAAAAAUAAUAUUAACAAGAUAAAAAAAAUGAAAAAGGAAGGGUGUUUCUGGAGAACGACUGCAAGAGAGUCACUGAACAGACCUGCUGUGUGCUUCUUAAAAUUUAUAACAGCACAUAUCAAAAGAGUGGAUCCGAUUCAUUCCACUGUAGAGGUGUGUGUGUGUGUGUGUGUGUGUGUGUGUGUGUGUGUGUGUGUGUGUGUGUGUGUGUGUGUGUGUGUGUGUGCGCGCGCAAGCACGUGCAUGCAGAGUGCUAAAUAUACACAAACAAACAGAUUUCAUUUUCAUCAGAACUCAUCUUACAUCCCGAUCCUGAUGCUCAUUGUGAUUGGUCAGGAGUUCUGUAUCCGCAACUAGGAGAUCUUGUGUGUGUGUGUGUGUGUGUGUGUGUGUGUGUGUGUGUGUGUGUGUGUGUGUGAGAGAGAGAGAGUUGUGUGCUUUUGCCUGUAUAGCAACUUGCUGAAGCCACUGGGAUUCUGUUGUUUUUAAUUUUUUAUGUGUGAGUCAUGCAUUUACUUUUAUUUUGCUGGGAAAGCACCUUCAGAGCCUCAGUUUUAAAAACCUCACACUUCCAAAUCCAAGCUCUCAAAGCUCCCAGAUAAACUAAACAGACGCCACCAGCCACGGCACCACUGAGUUUAACUUUCAAACUUCCUACUCAAAGUGAAAAGAAAAAAGGUGCUUAGGUGUUGCAAAGUCAUACAUACAUGUGUGUAAAGCUGUCAAACUUCCCUUCACCUGUGUGCUUGACUUCGCCGCCUACAGUGUCUCACUGCAUCUCACAUCCAGCCAGGCUUACAGGUCACAGUCGCCAGUAAUCAUCUGAAAAUUCCCACUUUCCAUUCAGUGUGUAUAGUUGUUCCUCAGCUUGGAACAUAGUUGUAACACUCCUAGGCCUCGUAGCGCUUUCUGUUUAUGCCUUUUCUUGUUUCUCUGGCGGCUUCUCCCUCCAUUUUUCCUCUCUGUCUUAUUCUUUCUCUCAACAUCAGUCAUGUUUGUGUGGGUAAAUCCAAGCUUUUCAGAUCGACUGUGUGUGUGUGUGUGUGUGUGUGUGUGUGUGUGUGUGUGUGUGUGUGUGUGAGUGACAGCAAGUGUGCCGUUGUGUUGGGUGCAGGUGCUGAAACGUUGUGCAGUGAGCAUAUUUAAUGGACACAGUGGUGCAGUACUGUGCCAGCCCUCUUAUUUUUCCCUUUUACACACAAACACACACAGGGGGGCUAAUUUCAUGCGAGUGCACAGUGAAUCGUGCAGAGUUUGAUAGGCGAACAUUAUUAGAGAAUGUGUGAAGUUCAGCUUCACUUAUAUCCUGUAAGAGUAGAGAACCUCAGCUUCCUGCCUGUCAAGCGCACUGGCAUCUGGGAAAUGGAGUACAGUCACAUACAGGCGAGGUAAUCUGCAGUAGUAUUGGACUUGUGUACACACAGACACACACACACACAACUCACACAUCUGUUCGUGCUGACAGACAGUACAUCUGCUGAUGGUACUCAGUGGGUCACGUUUGCGAGAUAAAACUGCAGUGCUGGAAUGUUUAAAAAGGACAUGUUUGAUUGACUUGGGGGUUUAGUUUUUAAAUGUGUUGCUAUGUCGAAUAAUUGCAAGAAAAAAGUGCAAAAGGUCAAUUGCCAUUUUUUGAGAGAAAAGUCUUAAAGACGUGAAUGACGAUAACUGUGAACAAGUUCAUUUUGUGUGUGUUGUAUCAGUGUAUCUUUGAUCUGCUUUCUUCUUCUUUGUCUCAGUUUAUGGCUGCUCCAAUGUUUUCCUUCCCAUCCUCGAUGAAAUGUGUGGUUAUCUGGUGGGAAUUGGUGUAAAAAAAAAUUUGAAAAAGACGAGAAAAGAUCCGUAUUUAAAAAUGCAAAUAUAUGGAAAAUAUUUUAUGUAUAAAAGUGUACAUGUGAGAUAACCUUGUGUAUAAUAAAAUUCAAGCAAUUUAAGAUGAUGUCACUAUUUA
Messenger RNA from Oreochromis aureus, 3728 nucleotides. RefSeq names its product solute carrier family 17 member 7a (gene slc17a7a). Gene Ontology annotation, cellular component: excitatory synapse; synaptic vesicle membrane. The record is from RefSeq and is a predicted model, not a curated record. Lineage: Eukaryota; Metazoa; Chordata; Actinopteri; Cichliformes; Cichlidae. The transcript is spliced from 13 exons. Gene Ontology annotation, biological process: monoatomic anion transport; transmembrane transport; neurotransmitter loading into synaptic vesicle. The coding region runs from base 1 to 1752 and encodes 583 amino acids. Gene Ontology annotation, molecular function: L-glutamate transmembrane transporter activity; neurotransmitter transmembrane transporter activity.